Molecule: messenger RNA, 1529 nt
Organism: Osmerus eperlanus (European smelt)
Lineage: Eukaryota; Metazoa; Chordata; Actinopteri; Osmeriformes; Osmeridae
Gene: cops8
Product: COP9 signalosome subunit 8
Exons: 7
Coding region: 62-658 (198 amino acids)
Biological process (GO): protein deneddylation; COP9 signalosome assembly
Cellular component (GO): COP9 signalosome
Source: RefSeq, a predicted model, not a curated record
UCUGAUCGAAUAAGUUGUCCAUCCUGAUAAUAUUCACUGAAGGAGAGGAAAAAGGAACUGUAUGUUGGUACAGUCAGGCAUCAUGCCUGCUGCAGUGAUUAUGGAUGAAAACUAUGAUAAGCUAUUGGAACAAUGUGAAACACAAGAACUCGAGGCUCCAGGUGGUAUCGCGACCCCUCAAGUGUAUGCACAGCUUCUGUCCCUCUAUUUACUACACAAUGACAUGAACAAUGCGAGGUAUCUUUGGAAGCGGAUUCCCCAAGCUAUUAAAUCGGCUAAUCCGGAGCUGACUGCUGUGUGGGCAGUGGGGCAGCGUAUUUGGCAGCGGGACUUCCCAGGAAUCUACACUUCCAUCGCUGCGUAUCAGUGGUCGGAGAACAUCCAACCAGUAAUGGAGGCUCUCAGAGAUAGCACCCGUCGGAGGGCGUAUGGUCUGGUGGCACAGGCGUACACCUCCAUCACAGCAGAGGACCUGGCGGCCUUCGUGGGUUACUCUGUGGAGGAAGCAGUGAAAGGAGUGGUGAGCCAGGGUUGGCAGGCUGACCCAGCCACCAGGAUGGUCAUGCCCCUGAAGCCAGAUCCUCCUCCUGUUUCUCUGGUUCCAAAUGAGCAGCAGCUGGCUAGACUCACUGACUACGUGGCUUUCCUUGAGAACUGAUAAAUUCCACUUGAGCCUGUCCUCUCGUCCCUGGCUUUACAAACACACACACCAUCACACACACACACUGUAUAUAGACAUUAGCAGAUACACAGUUAUGUGCACAUACACUUGCAUACACAAGCUCUCAAACAUGCAUAAUCACACAAGCUGAUUUGUGGUUUGUACGUCCACAUGCAACUUACAUGUGAUGAUCAUACAUGUACACACAUGCUCUUGUACGUAUACAUAUAUAUAUAUAUAUAUAUAUAUAUAUAUAUAUAUACAAGCACGCACACAGACUUGAACAUCGUCUGAACCCGGGAUCUCCAUCUGUCGUGUGUGUAUGAUCCUGGACAUGCUUCUGCAAGCCAGGCACCAUUUCCCAACAGACCUCCUGUCCUGCGCUCAUCUCUCACUCUCAGACUGUCCAACCAGAUCUCCUUCCCAGUCACUGUUACCUUACGAAUGAAAGAUCUGUGACAUUUGUGACGUUUUUGGAUUCAGUAACCACCUGUUUUAUCCAAAGAGCUGCCAGUUGGUGCAGUGCAGCCUUCCUAGAUUUCCCAGUUAUCCUUUCAUUACUGAAAUAACUUCAUUUUUUUUCUUUUAAUAUCUCCCCUGUUUUUAUUUAUAUUUGCGUCCACCGUCUAAACACCUGCAGCUCGGCCCCAUUUCAAAUGGUUCGGGUAAACAGAUCUGUUGGCUCGUCUCACCCCGACGAGUUCAUAUUUGGACACGUCUGACUCCUCACACAGUAAACCUGACCGGGCGCACACAAGCCCUUCUGCCUGUGACAGUGUAUCUCUCUGAAAACCUUGCCGUCUUUAGACCUCAGUUACAUGACACUUCAUGUUGUAGAGUCGUUAAUAAACGUUUUUAUUUGUUUCUG